Molecule: messenger RNA, 2123 nt
Organism: Xenopus laevis (African clawed frog)
Lineage: Eukaryota; Metazoa; Chordata; Amphibia; Anura; Pipidae
Gene: matcap2.L
Product: KIAA0895 protein L homeolog
Exons: 7
Coding region: 234-1799 (521 amino acids)
Source: RefSeq, a predicted model, not a curated record
GUUGUCACUGGGAGUGGAACAAUAGCCACAGGCUGAAAGUCAGACGGAAGCUUGGCUCUCUGUCUGCCUUCUCUGAAAUAUUCCACAUACUCCCAUGGACUGCAUCAAACUCGCUUUCCACCUGCCUGGUCUCAACAGGGUGAGGUACUGUGUCAAGUCUUUCAUUGAUACUGAUAAGCAUUUUCCAGAGAAGGACUCAGCACACCUUUAAUAAAGGAAUUCUCAAGGUGUACAUGGACAAAAUGCUCGAGUCUAUUUGCGUAACUGAAGAACUGCACUGGCCUGAAGAGGAACUUACAAGAAAAUCCAUUCUUAACAUUGACAAUAAACACAGCUCAGAAGUGGGAAAGGCAGUAGAUGAAAUAUCUGUAAGUAUACUUAGAGACACAUUUACAACAGGAACCAGCAGUUAUAAUGUUCUCCUUCAAACAAAGGAGGAAAAAAAAACACACCAGCAAAAGCAGUCCUCAUGCAAUCAAAACAAAAAGCACAAAAAGGCAAGCAAAGCUUCCACUACUACAACGCACACCAAGGAACGCCAUAAAAGUAGAAGCAAUGUUCUACGCAGUGACUGUGUAUUUAUCAAACGGAAAUCACCUUGUUGUGUCUCCAGCAAUAAACCCAGCAGUAUGAAAAUUUCACAAAGCAUAUGUGUCAGAGGGAGCCACAUAGGUCUCAUGCACAGGCCUAAACUCAGAGCCCAGAGAGAACACUGCUUUUCAUCCCAGAACAAAGAAAAAGAGAUUACUCCACUGCCAAAAUCUCAAAUAAGUAAAGGCAUCUCAGGGAAGAAAUGUUGUAUCUUAAAUGCCAUAAAGCCUUCAAAUGUGGAGAGAGAAAAGAUGAAGUUUUUCAAGUCAGAAUUUACUUACAAUCCUCAGUUUGAAUAUGCCAACCCAGCCCAACCAACUGUCCUAGAUAAACACAGCAAUGCAUCUGACAGAUUUCUUAAACAGGCCAUAAAUAUAAUGCUAAGGGCACUAAAGAAAUAUGGAAGUUAUGAAAAAUUUGAACAAGCCACUGGGGGCAGUCUUCUCUCAAAAAAACAGAUACGGUACCAAGUGCGCAAAUACAUGGAAAGGGAAGGUUGUCUGGGUGAGAUUGUCGUUCACCUGACUGAAGAUCUUCUUUCACGUGCAGCUAUGACAGUCGUAAAUGGUUGUCCAACACUAACCAUCAAUGUCUCCACGGCUCGAGAACAGUGGUUGGAAGGGAUGCUUAGACAUGAAAUAGGUACCCAUUAUUUUCGAGGAAUGAACAAUAACUUACAGCCAUGGAAUAACAGCAAUGGGCGUAAAAAGCAUGGUCUGAAGCCAGUCAACCCAACAGAAGAAGGCCUUGCAAGUAUCCACAGUGUCUUGUUUCGCAAAGAUCCCUUUUUGUGGAGAGCUGCCCUUCUCUAUUAUACUGUCUACAAAGCAAGUUGCAUGUCUUUUGUUGAGCUCUUCAAAGAUGUGGGACAGUUUGUCAAGGACCCAAACACAAGAUGGGAUUAUUGUGUCCGAGCAAAGAGAGGUUCGACUGAUACUUCGCAGCCAGGUUGCUUCAAUAAAGAUCAGGUAUAUCUAGAUGGCAUUCUUCGAAUUCUCAGGCACAGAGAAACCAUAGAUUUCUGCUUAUUAACCUCCAUGGGAAAGGUCUCCUAUGAGGAUUUAGAGCAUCUUAAAGACUUUGCCGUUUUGGAAAACGUACGAAUUCCUCAGUUCCUUCAUGACAGGGAUCGAUACAUGAGAUAUUUGGAGAAGAUCAUGCAAGUGAAUGCACUGAGUGAUGCAGAACUAGCAAUCAUCACUGACUGAGCAUCAGAUGAGCAUAUUUAGCCAUUCCUUUGAAAACUAGAGAAUAAUCGUGCAAUAAGAGGCUUUUGCUUUCAAUGUCAACUGAAAACUAUUAAAAAAUUGCAAUAUGAAGAACACUAAUUCUGGAAUAUUUGUAUUUGUUAUAUUUUGAACUACCUUUGUAUUUCUGGUUCUAUGGUUAACAGUAAUGUGAUGCAUAUACAAUGCCCUGCAUAAGGUGGGUGCAAAGCCAUCAAUCAAAAGUAACCCAUAUUUCUAGGUAAAGACUGUAUCCAACACUUAUGUGUUUAAAUAAUGAUUUGUAUUAAAUACAUUGUUGCCAAA